Molecule: messenger RNA, 912 nt
Organism: Caenorhabditis angaria
Lineage: Eukaryota; Metazoa; Nematoda; Chromadorea; Rhabditida; Rhabditidae
Source: the annotation of a GenBank genome assembly
AUGUGGUAUCCGUGUUCAUCUACACCCGAUUUUCUCACACUUAUUGCAAUACUUCUUCAAAUAGAUUUAUGUUUUUGUUGUAUACCUACACAGCAUAUUGAAGAUGAAACAACAAGUGAGUUUUGAAUCAAUUUUGAAUUCAAGUUUCACGCGAUUUUUUUCGAUUUAAAGCUUCUACAACUUCACAUUACCCAAGUUCGACAUCGACUACAACUAUAGAAGUUACCACUGAAACAACAUCAACAACCACGACAACCAUCGAAACAACCACCACAGGUAAAAAAGAUGAUAUAUUAUUGUUGAAAAACUGAAAGCUUUGGUUUUUUGAUUGGAGAUAUAACGAGUUUUUGAUUUGCUAAAAAGAUGUGUUUCGCUGAACGAACACUAUUUGGGGAUAUCUCUUGUUUGGUUUUUAGCGUUUUUCAUUGAAUUUUCAAUAGGUUCUAAAAGUUUGCAGUUAAAAAAUGCGACGAUGGAUGGAUUCCGAUUCAACGAAUACUUGGUGUGUGGUGUGCAAAAAUAGUUGAAGAUUCCUCUAUUGCUAAUGAUUGCUUUCAAGAGGGAGGAAAAGUUUCUUCAAUUGAGAGUAUCGAAGAAUUGAAUGUGUAUUUGAGCGAAUUGAAAAAGAUGGGUGAACAAUAUUGUUUGCUCAACUCAGAUGUCACUUCUCAAUGUUAUUGUGGUGAUUUUUUGUGUGAAAUAACUGCGACUUGUCAAAUACCAAAUGUUUGGAGAUGGAGUGAUGGUUUCACUGAUUCAAAUGCUUUGAUGAGUUUGGUUGAACCGCAACAUCUGAGUACAAACCAAUACGGUCAUUCUGUCCUAAUCGAUACAACAUCAACAUCAGGACUCAUUGAUUAUAUUGAUGUUGGAUAUGAUCAUCCCUAUGUUUGUGGAAAAAAGGCUGUUUGA